AUGGUCACACUUCCGCUCUGCGACAUGACCAUGUUGGUAGCCCAUUUAGGCCUUGAUGAUAGGCUAAUGGCUCUUUAUAGUGCGGUUAUUAAUUCGCACGUACGCUUCUUUUCGCUCACAGAGAUCUGGAUUUCUAAGGAGGUUGAUGUUUACCUCACUUUAUGCGUCGCGAUGCAUUCACCCAAAAUAUUUCCCCGAGUGCUCAUCGCCCAGAAUCGCUUAACCAAACGCUUUAAAACCUACUCAUACGAUCCAUUCUAUAUCUGCCGCAAACCUUCCAUCCCCCUUUUCCCUAGGCUUCAAUUUUCUCUCAAGGGCUAUGAUUUUCCUACUUUGGAAAAGUAUGAAAUAUAUUUGAAUAAAACCCUGAGGCGCUGGGUAAGCUCCGUGGAUUCUUUCCCACUGCCACCAAAGAAGACUCUGUACAAAGUUUACCAUCCAAACUCAACCAAAGUUAAAACUGAAUUUGAGUUGAAUCACUAUAGUCGGAUUGUUUGUGCCGAGAAUGUGAAAACCGUGGAUCUUCCUAUUAUUUUUGAUCUGGUACAGCAAAAUCUCCCCGAGGGAAUUGAACUCGCAGUUGAAGAAGUAGGUUCUUGGAUGUAG
This is a messenger RNA of Echinococcus granulosus, 606 nucleotides long. RefSeq lists its product as hypothetical. Gene Ontology annotation, cellular component: mitochondrial ribosome. The record is from RefSeq and is a predicted model, not a curated record. The coding region runs from base 1 to 606 and encodes 201 amino acids. The transcript has 5 exons. Lineage: Eukaryota; Metazoa; Platyhelminthes; Cestoda; Cyclophyllidea; Taeniidae.